This is a messenger RNA of Cornus florida, 4432 nucleotides long. RefSeq names its product putative disease resistance protein At3g14460. The record is from RefSeq and is a predicted model, not a curated record. NCBI's taxonomy places the organism in Eukaryota, Viridiplantae, Streptophyta, Magnoliopsida, Cornales, Cornaceae. Bases 1 to 2139 code for a protein of 712 amino acids. The transcript is spliced from 10 exons. Gene Ontology annotation, molecular function: protein binding.
AUGUUGCCAAGCCUGAGAUGCUUAAGGGUGCUGUCUUUGUCUCGAUAUCAGAUUUCUGAAUUGCCUCAGUCGAUCAAAAACUUGAUUCAUUUACGCUAUUUGGAUCUCUCUUAUACAAAAAUCAAACAGUUACCAAAGUCGGUAACAACUUUGUGUAAUCUACAGACAUUAGAUUUGUCAUAUUGCAAGGAUCUCACUGAGUUGCCUGUGAAUAUGGAAAAACUAACAAACUUGCGCCAUCUCGAUAUUAGAGAAACUAGAUUGACUGAAAUACCAACUCAAAUGAGCAGACUGAAAGAUCUCCAACAUUUAACAAAUUUUGUAGUUGGCAAGGAUGGUGGGUCAAGAAUUAGUGCGUUGAAGAACCUUUGUCAACUUCGGGGUAAACUCCACAUUUUAGGGUUGGAAAAUGUAACUAGUGGUUCAGAUGCAUCAAAGGCCAAUUUGAAGGGAAAGGAGCACCUUGAAGUGUUAGAGCUUGAAUGGAGUGGUGAUACUAAUGAUUCACAAAAAGAAAAGGAGGUACUUGACCAGCUACAACCUCAUGCAAGGGUGAAAGAUCUCAGCAUCAUUAACUAUGGGGGCACAAACUUCCCUGAUUGGUUAAAGAGAGUUCAUUCAUUUCAGAACAUCGUAUCCUUAAAACUUAUAAUGUGUGCAAAUUGCUAUUUCUUGCCAUCAAUUGGGCAGCUACGCUCUCUUAAACAUCUAAGAAUUGCAGGGAUGAAAGAAAUAAUGGAGGUGGGUCGCGAGUUCUAUGGGGAUGCUUCUUCUUCUUCUUGUUUGAUAAAACCAUUUCAAUCUCUGGAGACACUAAGCUUUGAUGAUAUGCUUGAGUGGGAGGAAUGGCAUGCAUUGGGGGCUGGAGAGUUCUCUUGCCUUUUAGAGCUUUCUUUGGUGAAUUGUCCGAAGUUGAUUGGUGAAUUACCCAAUCACCUCCCUUGUUUAAGAAAACUUAAAAUUUCUGGAUGCCAACAACUGUUGUCUAUUCAAGUUGCCUUGUUGCUGCAAGGCCUGUCUUCUCUUCAGAAAUUUGAGGUUUCAGGGAUGCCGAACUUGAAGGAAUUGCCUCUGGAAUUGUGCGGAUUAUCAAAUCUUAGAAGCUUGGAGAUAAAGGAAUGCAGUUUUCUUGAGCCAGCUCUAGAGAUGGGGUUGCCGCCCAUGCUUAAGACUCUAAAGAUCGACAGAUGUGAAUCUCUAAAGUCCGUGACAAUAGCAUUAUCAUCAUCAGAGGGAAUGAAAAUGAAUACAAUGCACAUCAACAAUAUUGGCCUUGAAGAGUUGCGCAUAUUUGAUUGUUCAUCUCUUCUUCAGUUGUCUUUUCCCAUUGGUGUUCUACCUCCUCCUUCAUUGAAAAUACUCGACAUCUACAACUGCAGUAGUUUAGAGUUUCCCCUCCCAUUGGAGGAGACAUCCAUUAAAGUUUUGAGGAUACGUAGUAGCUGUGAUCUUCUCAAAUCGCUGUCAUUAGGUUUCUUUCCAAAGCUCCGUUCUCUGGAGAUUAGGGAGUGUAUAAAUUUUGAAACGUUUUCUUCAAUACCAAAUGGCGAGCUUCAAAAUCUGACGAAAUUGAUCGUUUGUAAUUGCAACAAUCUAAAGUCGCUGCCGCAUCAAAUGCACACCCUCCUCCCAUCUCUCCAAGAAUUGCGUAUAAAAGAGUGUCCAGAAGUUGAAUCAUUUCCGGAUGGAGGUUUGCCUUCCAACUUAACUACACUUGAGAUCCAUAAUUGCGAGAAACUGAUGAAGGGCCGGAUGGGGUGGGGUUUGCAAGCACUCCCAUCUCUUAGCAAAUUCACCAUCGCUGGUGAAUAUAAAGAAGUGUUGGAGUCAUUUCCAGAGGAGUGGCUAUUGCCUACUGCUCUUACCUUUCUUAACAUCAGACACCUUCCAAAUCCGAAAUCACUGAACCACAAGGGCCUCCCACACCUCACUUCUCUUAAAGUUUUAUUCAUCAUUCAAUGCCCUAAGCUCCAGCUCCUGCCAGAAGGACAGCUGCUCAACAACCUCUCUGGACUAAAAAUAAAAAAUUGUCCAUUGCUGAAACCACGUUGCCAAAAGGAGAAAGGGGAAGAUUGGCCCAAGAUUUCCCGAAUCCGCCUCAUAGGGCUCGAUGGUGAAGACAUCAUAAACUUUAAGUGACAAUCAUUCAUGCUUACAUUGAUGAUUGCAGAGCUACUUCAGCUGUUCAAUCAGAUUUUCAAUGGAUUCUCCAAAGAGCUGUUAAACCUUCACUUUUCUUGAAACUUGAACUGUUACCAGAGGGAAAAUUUGAUAUUUGGUUUGGCGAAGAUGCUGUUUCUAUGUGAGUUCAGUGCUUAGAUUGUGGAUUUAUAACUAUGAAUGCAUGAAAAACAACAGUAGGGAAGAUCUUCAUAGAUAUGUGUCUGAAGCAGUACUAAACAGUGUUCGGUUAGAGUGCCGUUUCUUUCAUGAUUUUCAGGCAAGGAAUUGGUGCUAGCAACAUCCCUGCUGUUUUGGACGUCAACAUUCUCAAUAUGUGCUAUCUUUUGCUCAUGCUAAGAUGAAAUCUCAACUUUCUCGACAUUGAUGGCUGCAGAGAAACUUCAAUUCUCUGUCAGGUAUGCCACUUCACAUUUGGCAGAUUCAAUCUUUAUUAAUGUCGAUUUCAACAAAAUAUGAUGAUUUCAUAAAGUUUUUAAUCAUCCGGACGCCUUCCGGGCCGAGCGCUUGGCGUGGCACUGGAUCAAGGAUUGGGUCUGGCUCUGAUACCAACUGUAACGGGUGGGCGCUUGCCAAUUUACCCAAAAGCUCGAACUGUUGGGUAGUGCUACAUACCCACCCAUUUAUACCCAUGUCACUUCCUAUCUGGAUCCGAUGUGGGACAAGUUUCCCCUCGUAACAGUUGCACAGUAGGCUUCCUAAGCUAUGGGACACAUAUUCAUUCUGUUUGGAUUAAUGAAGCAAGCAAAUCCUUAAUGUUCCAUUAGUUGCAGUAUAUGAUAUAUGCAUGCUGUAAGAGAGGCAAAACAAGAUUCAUAUGCCUGUGGAGCUCGUAUGGACUUGGGCAUGGUCUGAACUUUUGAACUCAUUCAAAACCAUGGUAAGGACAUAUGGACAUGAGUGGACUAUGAUGUUGGAAAAUUGAUGCAGAAUGACGAGAUGGUUGUUCCUAUACAGCUUGGGCUAAGGCUUGGAGAGACUUUAGUGGUCUUUGUUAAGUCAUAUUUUUAGUAAGGAUAGUUGAUCACAAACAUAUCAAUUCCGUAAUAUAAAGAAUCAGUAUAACAUUGUUGAGACCUACUUCAUUGUCCUUGUGAAAUUGAUGGCGUGGUUUAUGAACUUUUUCCUCAGUUUUGCAUUAGCCACUCAGUUACAAGCUUAAAUUCUAGUUUGGAUGAUUUUUUAAUUACUUCUAUUUAUUUGAUUGCUAUUCCACAUUUUGGAAAUCUUGUUAUAUUAAGUUAGCACAAUGGUUGUUCAUUUUACUUCCCGAGCUACAUAUUGUAGGCUACAUUAGCUUUGGCUUUUAUUCUGUCAGCAUAACACUCAAAUCUUUUGGCAGCUCGCAUGCUGCAAGGGAACUAGAGCAUGAUUCAUGUGCCUUUUGAGCUCACACGUACCUAGAAUGAUCUGAAGUUUCCCAUUUAAUUCUACAAUGAGGUACGACGUGUGAAUGCCAUUGCAACGUGGUCACAGAGGCAUAUAUAUAUUAAGUGUUGGGGGUGAAGUUUGAGUUCCAUUCCAUAUUUUGAUAAAUCAUAAAACAUGGCCUCCUGUAUGCGCUAAAGGGCUGCUUCCUUGAUAUCUUCAUUCUUAGUUGAAUCUUGAUCUCAAAGUCGCCGCCAGUCGGAUCAUAUUGAUUUCCCAAAGUGAAAUCAGGGUUUCAGAGUACUUGCCGUUAGUAGUUCCAAGGAGAUGUUUUCAACAAUGUAUGAGGAUUUCAAAGAGGCUGCUGCAAAUUCCCCAUUUGUUGACAAGUUUCAGAAUUGUUCGGCUGCGCUAACGCAAUUGAGUUGAUCAUUGGGCCUAUUUUUUGAAUGUGUGCCAUACUAUUCCCUCAUCUCAUAUCCAUUUAACACCAGCAACUGCCAGAAUUUUAUUCAGAGUUUACAGAUAAUUUACAAGUUUAUUUCGAAUUGAUUUAUAUAUCUUAUUUAUAGCCAAGGAGGACUGGGAGACUAGUAUUAUACUAUAAACUUGUUUGUUAAGUUGGAGACAAAUUAUACCAGAGAACUAGCUUUUUUGUAAAUGUUUGUUUUUAUCAGUAAAUUACAAAUGUUACUGUAUGAAUUUGUUGCAAAAGGAAAGAUUUGGUAGUAAUACUACCAAAUAUUAUUAUCUGUAAAUAUAAUAUUUGGAGAAUAUUUUUUUGUAAAUAGAAUAUUGGUCAAAUGCUGUAAAAUAGGAAAUUAUUAAUUAGGCCAGCUAGGUAUGUACGUGUAUUCUCUCCUAUAAAGAGAACCUGUGUAAA